AUGGGCGUUUUUAAGCUACGGAAAUUUCUCGAGCCAUACUCAGAAACAUUCACUCUCGAAUCCGGCUCUGCAAUUUUAGACGGACCUUCAUUUGCGCACCAUAUAUUUUAUUUAUGCUCUCGGACGGUGCUCCAAACCACCCCUUUUGAGCAGCCAUCGUAUGAGCUGCUAGGCCGGACGGCCAUUUCUUGGCUUACCGCAAUUCGGUCACACGGCUAUCCAAUGCGUUUGCCCCAAAGCGCUGCCAUCUAUUUCGACGGAUACCUCCCUAGUACAAAACGCCCUGAGAGGAUUCGACGUCUUCUUCAAUCCACUCAGAACUUGGUCACAUACCAUGCAAUUUACCCUUCUCGAGUGCCGGCCGGCCGUCCGGGACUUAUACCAGAAACAAGCAUCACAUUAUUCCCAAAUGACCGAGGGAUAGGAACCAAGAAGUUGUUCCCACGGCUGCCAAACCUUCCGUUUAUUGUUCCCGCCAUUAUCGACGCGCUGAGGCUUUCACCGGACUUCAGUUCUACCGUAAACCUUGCACCCGGAGAAGCCGACGGCUUUUGUGCCCAUCACGCUCGGGAACAUGGAGGGACCAUAUUUACCUCCGAUUCUGACCUGCUGGCGUACAACCUGGGUAGAAACGGUAGUGUGGUUUUCUUUGACGACAUGAACGCGGAUCAGAAAGUCCGGAAUAUCAAGGCUCGUCGUUACUCUACCGCUGAAAUUGCUGGUCGACUUUCCUUGAACCCAGACGAGGGACUCCAAGAACUCGCUUUUGCGGUUGCCAAUGAACCAAAUGGGAAGAUACAGCGAGCCCUGGAUAGUUGUAAGGGGGGUUUAACGGACAGGAACCGGGAGAAGUAUCUCCAGUUCGUCAAUUCAUUCCUCACUCCCAAUUUGGUUUCCACAGCACCAUCACAAGGCGGCCCGCCUCUUGACCCACGACUAUCAGAGCUCAUUUUCCGGUCCCCUCAGGGGCUUGGGUCUCGACCUCUCACGCCGACACCAGGCCCCAGAUCCAAAGCCAACAAAAACGGCGCGCCAUUGGAGAUGUAUCUCCCUUUUUUACUGAGUUGCCCAAGUCGAGCAACCCCCUGGGAAGCGAGCACAUCGACGAGACAACUAGCAUACGCAGCUUUGCAGAUUGGUUCCAACGACCAAAUAUCUUCAGUCAUGGAAAUGCGGAGAUUGCAGACCGCUUCCAAGGCUACUUCACGGCCCGCCACUAAAGGAUCACCCGUGGAGGUACCAGAUCUUACCGAAAUCGACAGCCUCGCUACCUCGUUGCUCGAACUUCUAUCCAUCAUGACGGCAGCCGUCGAUAAGAAUACCAUGGUUUGGGCCCUUUUUGCCGUUUACCAGGAUAUUUCGUUGUCCAUUGAGCAGAGAAAACAGACUGCUCUCAGUCUCGAGCUGCUCCUCCAAAUCGCGAGGGGGCGCCUAGACGUUCGCUCCUGGGAGUUUGUCCACCUUCUGGCUCAAACCCAGGCAAGUUAUUAUUCCCUGAGGAUGUUACACCAGAUGCUUGGGGUUUUGGCAUACUCGGGAAACACACUCUCGGAACCCCUAGCAGAGUUAUUCGAACUAUUGCCACACCUUCCGUCCUUGCUGGACUUCCUGACGCUCUUGACCUUUCCCGAUAUUCUCCAGUUGGACUUGUUCUCAGAACAUGAAGAUGUGUUGGCACAAAUAGAGGCUGUAAAACAUCCGCAAGACGGAGAGCCGCCUGAAAAGGAGAAGACUGCUGAACACAAGAAGAAGCAGACACAUCGAACCACCCCGCUCGCCGUCCGUUUCCGCGCCCUCUUCUCCCUCAAACACCUCGCCGCCACCAACCCCCCUACCUCCGCCGAAUCCCUCGCCGCCAUCGACGCCAUCGCAGCCGGUUUCGCCUCGCCCUCGGCGCUGCUCAAGCACGAAUUGGCCUACUGCCUGGGCCAGACGGGCAACGAUGCGUCGAUCCCACAUCUGACGGCGGUGCUGGAGGAUGGGGGCGAGGAUCCCAUGUGCAGGCAUGAGGCGGCCGAGGCGCUUGGGGCGUUGGGGGAUGUGAGGAGUUUGGAGGUGUUGAGGAGGUUUAGGGAUAAGGAGGGGGAGGAGGUGGUGGUUACGGAGACGUGUGAGAUUGCGGUGGAGAGGAUUGAGUGGGCGAAUGGGGAGGGGAGGAAGGGGGAGAAGUUGAGGGCGAGUGACUUCGCCUCGAUCGAUCCGGCACCGCCAACGGCCCAAGACCAGCAGGGACAGACGGUGGAGGAGCUGGGCGAUACCCUGAUGAACACUAGCCUGCCACUCUUCAAGAGAUACCGCGCCAUGUUUGCCCUACGCGACUUGGCAUCGCCCCCCGACUUGCCCACCGCUGUCCCGGCUGUCAAUGCCCUCGCCAAGGGAUUUGCCGACUCCUCCGCUCUCUUCCGUCACGAAAUCGCUUUUGUCUUUGGCCAACUUUCGCACCCGGCCUCGAUCCCAGCGCUGACGGCGGCCUUGAGCAAUAUCGAAGAGGCGAGCAUGGUUCGACAUGAGGCUGCAGAGGCUCUCGGGAGCCUUGGGGAGGAAGAGGGCGUUGAGGAGACCUUGAAGAAAUUUUUGAACGACAAGGAGCAGGUGGUUCGUGACAGCGUAAUCGUGGCGUUGGAUAUGGCCGAGUACGAGAAGAGCAAUGAGGCCGAGUAUGCCCUCAUUCCGGAGGUCACGGGUACUGCUUAA
Messenger RNA from Dichotomopilus funicola, 2694 nucleotides. Its product is annotated as Deoxyhypusine hydroxylase. The coding region runs from base 1 to 2694 and encodes 897 amino acids. NCBI's taxonomy places the organism in Eukaryota, Fungi, Ascomycota, Sordariomycetes, Sordariales, Chaetomiaceae. Gene Ontology annotation, molecular function: deoxyhypusine monooxygenase activity. The record is from RefSeq and is a predicted model, not a curated record. The transcript has 5 exons. Gene Ontology annotation, biological process: peptidyl-hypusine biosynthetic process.